GUAGAAAUUUGAUAUCCUUUGGUGGUCGUUCUGGAAGUACGUUGUUUCAAGACACGUGGUUCUUCAACGUGGACAGUCGAACCUGGACUAGAGUCAAUGUACCCAAUCCUCCCGCUGCGAGGUUCGAUGCCAUCGCCGGCUAUGACUUGACGACGGGCCUCUUCGCCAUCUCCACUGGUGAUGCUGCGCCCGUCUUCUUCAACGAUCUCUGGGUGCUGGUAGACUAUGCUGGUCCGAACCCACAAUGGCGCCGAAUUGACAACCAAUCGACUCUCUCAUUCGAGCCAAGGUACGGUUGCGGUGGCGGUAUGAACCCAGAUGGUUAUUUCUACAUUACUCAUGGGUUCAGCUCUGGGACUCGUUACUCCGACACCUUUCGCUUCCGGCUCUCUGCCACUAGUGGAGGGUCCUGGGAAAAGCUAUCGGAGACGUUCCAGUACGGUAUCAAUGAGCCCCAUGGGCGUUGCUUGGUUGCUAAUGCGAUCCCUCUGGACAGCAAGUUUGGGAAGUUUGUUAUGCUCGGUGGGUGCGCCAAUGGCGGCAGACACGGUGGCCCCUGCCCGGCCUACGAUACUUGGGCCUUCGACCAGUCGAUGAACUGGCAACGUCGAUCCGAUGCACCGGUACCUAUUCAAUAUGGUGACUUGGCUGCUUGGGGAAGCGACAAGAUAAUCAUGUAUGGUGGAAACGGUGGGAAUCUCGCUCAGCCCAUCAGCAUUACCGAGCAAAACCCGUCUGAUGUUCAUGUCCUCGAUCUCAACACGAAUGAGUGGGAGAGCUACACAGCGGAGCUGCCCAGCGGGGUACCUGGACUCACGCCUCAGUCGAGCGCCAUCGCCUUCCAUCGAAUGGCAGUAGCGAGCCUCGAUCCGCCGAUUGUCCUCUUAUUCGGUGGUCGAAUCAAUGGUCAUGUGUUGGAGCUCACCGGUGGUCCCGUUGGUAGCCCGAGAACUAGCGGUUGGUUCUACUUCUCUUGGAUAUGGAUUCACGGUAUAUUUAUGUUCGCCGCUUGGGGGUUAUGUCUUCCUAUCGGUGCUUUCAUUUUCCGAUUCUUCCGGCACAAAAAGUUUGCCUGGCCAGUUCAUCUCGCUCUUCAAAGCAUCGGAAUAGUCUUCAGUAUUGUUGGGUUCAUCGCCUCCUUUUACACUGGCGGCCGUUUCGACUUCGCCCAUGCGUACGUUGGCAUUAUAAUGCCACCCCCGUGGACGAAACUUCCUUUGCAAGAUUGA
Messenger RNA from Perkinsus marinus ATCC 50983, 1229 nucleotides. RefSeq lists its product as hypothetical. Gene Ontology annotation, molecular function: protein binding. The record is from RefSeq and is a predicted model, not a curated record. NCBI's taxonomy places the organism in Eukaryota, Perkinsozoa, Perkinsida, Perkinsidae. The transcript has 5 exons. The annotation marks the transcript as partial.